UUAUCUCCCAUGUUUACUUUUUUUACAGCGAAUGUAAUUAAAAAAGGAAAUUCACGUGAACCUCUCUCCCGGAUCGAAUUUGUGAAUUAUUUUCGAAGUAUAGGAUAUUUGGGUAUAUUAUUUCUUAUUUAAUGUCACUUUUCGAAAUUAUGAACUUUUCAAUUUACUGAUUUUCAAAAUCAAUAUUACAAGUUUGAGAAUAGAAUCCUAGAUCCCAAAGAAAAGAAGAAGAAAAAGGUAUCUGCUCUAUGAAGAUCUUUAGCUUCAUGGUUCUGUUCUCCCUAUGUUUUCAUUCAGUGUCUUGCUAAACUUAGUAGAAGGUCAACAGUCUUUAAUUUCAUACAUAGAUUCACAAUGUCUGAUAUUGCAAUUUGUUUCAUCCCUGUUAAUUAUAAUUUAACAGAGGAGGAACUUAAUAGAAUAGUGAUAGACUCUAUGAAAAGGGGCGUACUAGAUGGAGACUGUAGUGUUUGUCUCAGCGACAUAUCAGGAGACAUAUACCUCACGGGAUGCGUACACUGUUAUCAUAAGGAGUGCUUGCAGGAAUGGGUUGCGCAUUCAAAUGAGUCCUGCCCCUUAUGUAGGACAUCACUGAUAAUAGAGAAAACCUUCCGGAUAUUUGAUGUGAAAUCGAAUCGAUGAAUCAUGAUUCAUCGAUUCCAUCCGGAAGGUUUUAUUUUUUUUUAAUUGUAUAAUUUUGUAAAAAGGAUAUAUAUGUCAAUGAUAUAAUCAUUGACAUUGAAUAA
Harmonia axyridis is the source of this 746-nucleotide messenger RNA. Its product is annotated as probable E3 ubiquitin-protein ligase XERICO. Lineage: Eukaryota; Metazoa; Arthropoda; Insecta; Coleoptera; Coccinellidae. The transcript has 2 exons. Gene Ontology annotation, molecular function: ubiquitin protein ligase activity; zinc ion binding. The coding region runs from base 355 to 642 and encodes 95 amino acids. Gene Ontology annotation, biological process: protein ubiquitination. The record is from RefSeq and is a predicted model, not a curated record.